Hyla sarda is the source of this 1898-nucleotide messenger RNA. RefSeq names its product nuclear prelamin A recognition factor (gene NARF). Bases 129 to 1505 code for a protein of 458 amino acids. The record is from RefSeq and is a predicted model, not a curated record. Gene Ontology annotation, molecular function: lamin binding. Gene Ontology annotation, cellular component: lamin filament. NCBI's taxonomy places the organism in Eukaryota, Metazoa, Chordata, Amphibia, Anura, Hylidae. The transcript is spliced from 11 exons.
AAAAGAAGGGGGAGUCAAGGGGUCGGAGAGAAUGUAAGAAGGAGCCGGAGACCGAGCGACAAAGGGCAGGGAGACAGUGGAGCCUGGCGGGCGCCCCCCGGGACCCUGAGAGACCCCCCGAGCCAGACAUGAAGUGUGAGAACUGCACCAAAGCGGAAUGUAGCAAGAAAAAGAAGACGAGGGAAGGAGACACGGAGCUGUCCCAGCCGCUGCCGCUGGAGGAUGGAGACGAGAAAAGUGAGUUUCACCGCCUGGCCGAUGCCCGCAUCUUCCUGAGUGACUGCCUGGCCUGUGGGAACUGUGUGACGUCUGAAGAAGGCGCUAAGAUCUUCGCUCAGAACCAGAAGGAGCUCUUCAGCGUCUUAAGUCUCAAUAAGAAAUGUGACACUUCCCUCCAUAGACUGGUGGUGGCGUCGGUCAGCCCGCAGUCCGUGCCUUAUUUUGCCGUCAAGUUCCAGGUGUCCGUCUGUGAGGCGGCGAAGAAACUCUGCGGCUUCCUCAAGAGUCUGGGCGUCCAUCAUGUUCUCGACACGACGAUCGCUGCAGAUUUCAGCAUCCUGGAGACCCAGCGAAACUUCAUCCAAAGAUUUAGGCGGCAGACGCAGGAUGAGCACGCCUUCCCCAUGUUUGCCUCUGCGUGUCCUGGGUGGGUGCAGUAUGCUGAGCGUGUUCUGGGUGACUUGGUAAUGCCGCACAUCUGCACCGCUAAAUCCCCACAACAGAUAAUGGGGUCACUAGUGAAGAGCUACUUUGCAUCACAGAAGAAUUUAUCUCCGGACAAAAUCUUUCACCUUGCUGUGGCGCCGUGUUAUGACCGCAAGAUGGAGGCGCUCAGAGAAGACUAUUACACCGAGCUGUUCAACUGCCGUGACGUGGACUGCGUGCUGACCUCAGGAGAGGUGAUGCAGAUCAUGGAGCAGAGGAACGUAUCAGUCAAAGAUGUAGAAGACUCUCCCCUGGAGACCGUUUUUGGAGGUACCACGUGUCAGUUUGUCCGCCAUGAGGGCACCAGCUCGGACGGUUACCUUGCACACGUCUUCCGUCACGCUGCCAAGGAGCUGUUUGGCAUGGAGGUGCAAGAAAUAACAUACAAGACAUUAAAGAACAAAGACUUCCAAGAAGUGUGUCUGGAGAAAGAUGGGGAGACCGUGUUGAGGUUUGCUGCCGCCUACGGCUUUCGGAACAUUCAGAAUAUGGUACUAAAAUUGCGCAAGGGGAAAUUUCACUAUCACUUUGUGGAGGUUUUGGCUUGUCCAGGAGGUUGCUUGAAUGGAAAAGGCCAGGCCCGGACUGUGGAUGGUAAACCCGAGCGGGCACAACUCGUAGAGAUGGAGGCCUUAUUCACAAGUGUUCCGGUGGUACAGAGCCCGGAACACAACCCUCGCAUACAAGAGUUAUACAGCAGCUGGCUGGAGGGAGAAGAGUCCCAGAAAUCCAGAGAGACGCUACAUAACAAAUACGCGCCCGCCGCACCCAACACCGCCCGCGUGGACAUGAAAUGGUGACCAAUCCCUCCGCUGAUAUCACGGACAUGAACUGCAGUAAAAGCCGGGCAGGUGACUGCUCCAAGCCCUAGUACGUCAGGUCCGGGAGACAUAAUGGAUGACUUUGGAGUCCCUUUUUAUCCUGGAAAGUCGCCCUAAAUUAAAUGUCGCCAGCGUUACGGAAGCUACGUGCUUGUUACAGAUGUCAUGCAGGCGGUCGUGCGUUAUCUAUGUAUGUGUCUUGUAAUGUUGCGUGUGCGGAGCCGGCCCUUUUCUGUCAUUCUGCGUUUUCGUUGUUUUUCAUUUUUGUUUUUGCUGCUAGUGCCAUCUUUUUGUGGGGUUAAAAGUGCAUGACCCCUUUAGUGGCGGAGUGCAGUUUUAUUUUCUAUUUAUGUAGAUCAGUGUUUCCCAACC